UUUGAAUCGCACAUCUCCAACUCAGAAAAUGGCGAAUUGUGUUGAAUUGCUUUAUUAAGAAAAUAAUUUGAUCGCCACGAUACUAAAAAAGUGUGUUUGUUUGAAAAUUUUAUUUGCUGGAGUGUUUAAAAACAUCAAUAAAAACUCAUGUUCGGACUGUCACUGUAUGCGUAAUUAAGUAACUGUGUGUGCGUGUGUGUGCAUAUAUUUGGUCGUUCCUUGGAUCUGGAUCUGGAUCAGGCCGGCUAGCUUAUUUGUUGGGGUAUAAAUGAACCAAAACCAAAUCCAGCAGUUGACCUUACACCUAUCGCAGGCUCUCGAUCAAAACUAUGAUGUCGUUAAUAUGGAGGCGGUGCUGUCAGUUAUCUGUGCACUGGAAGGCACAACAAUCACGAAAGAUCAAUUGGAGGCCACCAGAUUGGCCAAAUAUAUAAAUCAACUUCGUCGUCGGACUAAAAAUGAACAAUUGGCCCGACGUGCGAAAUCGCUGUUAAAGAAAUGGCGCGAAAUGGUUGGAAUUCAACAACAGACUAACGAUUCUCAGUCGCAGUCUAAUGUUCCGGUUCCAAUUCCUUCAACAUCAUCAAAAACACCCAUGAUAAACGAAUCGGAGUCAAGUAUUGCUGAUAAUGAUAUGAUAACCAUACAACCAACACAGCAAACAACGGCACAGCAAAAAGGGUUUAAUUAUGAUUUACACACAAAUAUUGAUCAAUCGGAGCAUCCGAAAACCAACUUUUCCAACCUAAUACCGCAUAUGAAUAUUGACAAUAGUGGAGAAACUAUAAUUAAGCAUUCACAACGAUCACAACAACGAUCCAUAGAGCCACAAAAAUCUGUAACAAUUAUUAACGACCUUUCGUCGAAUUCGGUAUCAAGUUUGAUGGCUAACAAUCAAUUGAAUCAGGCAUCUAUAGUCAUUGUCUCCGAUUCCGAUGAGAAUGAUUCGGUACAACAGCAACAGAAGUUGGCAAACUCUCAACCUUCAGCUUCUCUCGCAUUUCCUGCACAUUAUCCAAGGCCAAAAAAACUAAAAAAGGAUAAAAAGCGUAAAGAAAGGGGAGCUUCAUCGUUUAAUUUCAAGGAGCAACAACAAUUGAAAAAGUCUACGGAUUUUAAUAGCUUUCCAAUUAAAGAUGGAAAAGUGCCAACAGCUUAUCCAACUGAUUCUGAAAUUCUUUCAUUGUCGAAUAGCUCAAUGAGCUCAAUUCUAUCUGGAGAUGCUCUGUCGGCGAAUUCACAACAUAAACAUCGCACAACAACAACAACAACAAUAACAACUGCAACAGCAACAGCAACAACAUCGGAUUUGACAUUUGCUGGCCGAUUUAAGUCUGUGAGCCAAUUGGAUACUUCAAGUCAUGAUAAUUCAAAUGGCCUGAAAACUGUAACUAUUUGCCGAACGCCAAACGACGCAACAAAUGUGGAGCAACCAAUUCGGCAACUAUUCGACGAAUAUAAUGACUCAAGCACGUCCUGCAGUCGUUUAUCCCCAUUUGAGGAGUUAGAAGCCAAACAGAGUCAGAAUCAGAGUCAGAUCCAUUCCAAGUCAUUUGUCGAACCAAAUAAGCAUCCUAUACAGAUACCAACAGUUAUACCUUCAAAACCACACGAUACUCAGUCGGCCGAGUAUCUAGAGAAUCGCGGCUCGCAAAUUCCAAAAAAGCGUGGUCGAAAAAAAGGAUCCAAAGGCGUCGAUUCCGUUAUUGCCGAAUCGCGACUUUCACAACAAAUUUUAUUUGGAUCUGGUGUUAAAAAAGUCAAGACUACAAAAGAGCUUUUCAAUGAAAUACAGGGACGAAAACUAAGUAUUUCAUUCAAUCGAUCCGAUGCAUUGUCAGCAUCUAACAAUCUUUCAAAUGCCAACACACUUCGAAAUCGAGAAUCGCGUUCGUUAAUAACAAGACCAACAUCCUCAUGCUCAGAAACAUCAAUGCACUCACCGCAAACCAUGGAAGCAUAUUCAACCAAUAUUUCUUCAAGCGGAAUUGAAUCGAAAUUUUCAAAUAUUCUUGAAGAUACUGGAAAUACUGAUAGCGAUACUAUAACGUCGGAACCUUCACGGGAUAGCAUCAAAUCGGGAGAAAUGAAAAGAAGUCCUUCUCUGGAUAGCAUCAGCAAUCAAACAUCUCUUCAAACUUCAUCAGUGAAGAACACGAUCUCGAAAUCAACUUCAAUGAAUAAUCACAACGAUGUGACGACACAAUUAAUGCAUCUGGUUAACAGUUUAAACAGUCCUCUAAGUGUUGAGGAUACUGAGAAAUUAUAUCAGGUUCAAAUAGUGCCAUGCACUUGUGUAAUUGUCGAAGAAACGCAAAAUCUAUCAACUGGUGAAAGUAAUUCAAUUAAUGAGUUGGAUAAUGAGGCGGACGAUUUAAAUAAGAUUAAAUCUAAUGAUGAAACUGAUAAUAGUGGUAGUGGAAGAGAUAACAUAAAGAAGAUGGAGCAAAUGUCUCGUAAAGUUGAUAAUUCGAUAGUUGAAGAAACGCAAAUAUUGAUACCGCAAAAACCGAAAAAGUCAAUAUUUGAUUUAGAUUUUGAUGACGAUGAAGAUCCAUUACAAACAAUUAUACAAAAAAGUAUAUCUCCAGCCGAAUCAAACACAAACUUGCAAAAGCCCAUUAAUAAUGAGAAUGAUAACUCACUUGAAUUAAAAACACUUGAAACAGUUAAUCCUACAAAUGAUGCUAAUAACAUUGAUGAAAAACAAGAGGAGGAUGAUAGUGAUAAAGUCCCCGAGAUCGUUUCCAUAUACACUGUGCACGAGGAUCCGAAUUGCGUUGCAAAACAAAGGUUCACGGUGCAAACAACCAAUGUUACCGAUUUCCAUAUAAAUGCAUUACACAAUUAUUACGUUCCAAAUAUUAAUGGUAAUUGGAAUAACAUUGAGUCAACGUCGUUGUCGUCGUCGUCGUCAUUAGUUUUGAAAUCGACAAUAUCGGAAUUUUUAAAAGAGCUAGACGCAUAUGAAGUAACUGACGGCGCCAAUGUUGUUCCAAAAUAUGGUUCAUUAACGUAUGAUCGCAUCCCAAAGGAUCUAAGUCUUCGCAAAUUUGCUAAAAAUAUCGGUAAAAAAUUUCUUAAAUCUUACAUACCUCCCUUUUUGGGCGUGGCCAAAUGCUUACCAUCUUGUCGACUAGCAUCGAAACGGGCUAAGAACGAAGUAAAACUACAAAUGAAACCAGAAUUAAAUCUGGAGACUAUUAAAGAAAGUCCGAGUCCGUUGAGAGUUGAAGUUUAUACACAUGAUGAGAACACCAAUGAAAACGAUAACGAAAAUGGAAAUGAAAACGGCAACCAAAGGCAGAUGCAAUAUGCUGAUGGAGCUAGCAAUUUACUAAAAUUGGCUAAUAACGGUGCAACAACAUGGCCAACAGAUGAUGGAAACAACAGCAGCAGCAGCAGCAGUUGCAGUAAUUCCAGUUUAAAAAUUACACAGAAUUCAAUCAAUGCAAAACUACGAAAUCAAAGAGAAGCGCAUCACACAACAAAUACUGAGCAGAUGGAACGAAAUAUUAUCGAACGGAACCGAAAGAAACGUAGAAAAGCAACUAAACUGACGGAAAUUGAGGCAAAUAGUAUAAAGCCACGUAUAAAACGCAUUAAAAUUGCAAUUAAUGGUAAUUAUGCCACACAAAGACAAAUAUCAAAUGUCAGUAGUAGCGAUGAUGAAUCCAAGCAUCCAAGAAGUGAUGAACUCAGCAACACAGAAGAUGAUGAAAAUGAUAAUGAAAAUGAACGUGAAUCAUUUCGAAGUUAUUCAACAACAAUUGAUAGCAUUGGGGCGGAUGAGGAGGUGCAUUUAGAAAAUGAUAACGAAUAUGAUAUUGAUAAUGAUAAUGAUAACGAUAAUAAUAGCAAUGAUGAUGAUGAUGAAGAGUAUGCCAUUAUUCAAAAGCCUGCAAUGGGUGGCAGUAAGAAUCACAUAGUAUUGACAAUAAAGAAAACACCCAGCAAAAUCAAUUCUCCAGUUAACUCAAUAUCAGCCAUAUCCCCAUCCCCGAUUGUUGCUGCCCAUUCGAAUUCGAGCAUAAUUGAAGCUGAGACUGCAAUUGAGACUGCUAAAUAUAUUAAUUUUAAUAACAACAACAAUAAUAACAACAACAACAACAAUAGUACUGUAUCCGAAAUGAUCACUGCAUAUCAGCAACAUCAAAUUUAUAAUAAUAACCUUUCAUUGGAAUCUAAAACUACAAAUGAUGUUAAUCAUGUCGAUAAAGACAAUGAUCCAACAAUGUCACAUACCUGCCUUAAUAGUAGUUUUCAUAAAUGUUAUCGCUAUCGUUGUCGUCGUUAUCGCUAUCGUCAUCGUCGCCAAUUGAAGCACCAAAGUUGCCCGAAGGAAACCAUAGAUAUAGAACUCAAACAUUUAUUCAAUAAUAAUAAUAAUAACAAAAAUAAUGCGAACCAAACAACGGCAAAAACGCAUCGAAAAUUGUUUUUCUCGAAUGAAUUAAAUCGAGAAGAUAAUGUUGGACGCAAAGAGCGAAUUAUUAAUUAUAGUAGUAGCAGCUCAAAUUAUGACGACGACGAGACCGAAGACGAACAGGAUCAGGAAAACCUCUCAUUGUCGUCUGACUUCAAAAUGGAUAAGCUACAAUUUGAUUAUAAAUUCAAGAUUGAGACUGAGACGAGCGCAACUGUAGGGAAUAUUAUUGCAGAUCCAUACUUAUCUUCAAGUGAUGAAUCCAUUCAAGAAGAUGAUGACGAUGAAAAUAGAGAUUAUGAUGGUACAAAGUUCGAUGAAUUGCCCUUAAACAACAGCAACAAUGGCAUGCUACCGUCAUUUAAUUCAAUUAAUGCUGAGGAGCAACUGAUAAACCAAAAUGUAAAUCCAAUCCUGGAAUCACUACAAAUUGAGAAUUGUGAUGAUGUUAAUAGUAGUAUAUGCUAUAAUAACAAUAACUUAAGUUUCAUUAAAUCACAUAGUUUAGGUUCUUAUACGCCCAUUAAUAAUAAUAAUAAUAAUGACAAUGUGAACAUUGAUAAUGAACAAGAUAUUGCUAAUAAUUCCACAAAUGUUUUGGAAUAUAACAAAAAUGUGCACGUUGAAUAUAGAACUGGUAUUCGAACUAAUGUCGAAUCAAAUAACAAUCCGAGCACUUCCCGAAUUCAAAAUUUCAAGGAAUGGCACGAAGUUCUCCAAUUGCAAUCUUAUAAUAAUGAACCACUGAUAGUUUUGCCAUACGUUGUGCUUGAAUGAACAAUUUCUGUUAUUAUUAUUA
This is a messenger RNA of Drosophila innubila, 5225 nucleotides long. It is a transcript of the gene MED26, whose product is annotated as mediator of RNA polymerase II transcription subunit 26. Gene Ontology annotation, cellular component: core mediator complex; mediator complex; nucleus. Gene Ontology annotation, biological process: regulation of transcription by RNA polymerase II; positive regulation of gene expression. The coding region runs from base 269 to 5203 and encodes 1644 amino acids. The record is from RefSeq and is a predicted model, not a curated record. NCBI's taxonomy places the organism in Eukaryota, Metazoa, Arthropoda, Insecta, Diptera, Drosophilidae. Gene Ontology annotation, molecular function: transcription coregulator activity. The transcript has 6 exons.